Symbiodinium sp. CCMP2592 is the source of this 5919-nucleotide messenger RNA. NCBI's taxonomy places the organism in Eukaryota, Dinophyceae, Suessiales, Symbiodiniaceae. The record is from the annotation of a GenBank genome assembly.
AUGGGUGUGGAACACGCCAAAGACAUGGCCAUGCCCGAGUUUCAGGCCUCACAGCUCUUCCCUGGACUUGUGGCGAUUCCGAUUGGCAGCAGCCUUUCCUCUAGCAAGAAGUGCGUGCGCGAUCCUGGCCAUGUCACUUGUGACAACGAAGCGUCCGUGAAGGGGCGACAUGACAAGUAUCCAGACAAGUUUGAGAUCUCCCACGAAAAAGGCAAGAUCUGCGCGACCCGCGUCGACUAUGACAAGCCGUGGGGGCUGGAUUUGGUUUUGCACUGCCUGCCCGCGAAGGGGAAGAUAGCGGACAUCGUGAGCGAUCACGAUUUCGUAUACGAGGUCCAUGACUUGCACGGCGGGGGCAAGUCCGUGGAAGAGGCUUUGAAGGCGCUUGCGGGUGGCGCUGGCAGCGCUGGAGGCAGCGUCGGCAGGAUGCAGAUCGAGAUCGGAAGCAGCCCCGACUCCUCCACGAAAUGCGUCCCAAGUCCCGGCGGCGUGACAUGCGAUGACGAAGCAUCGCAAAUCGCCCGCGACGGGAAGUGGCCAGACACGUUCCACGUCUACCACCAUGGGGAUCAGAUCUGUGCACAUCGUACAGACUACGACAAACCAUGGGGGCUCCACUUGGUGCUUCACUGCCACCAUCAUGGACACGCAGCGCAUGCGGGAUUCUCAGAGAGCCACAGCUUCGGAGGAUCUCACGAAUUUUCGGGAGGGCAGGCUUGGCACUCGGAGAGCCACUCGGAGAUGUCCUUCGGAGGAUCUCUCGGAGCAUCCCACGGCCACGGCUCUGCGUAUUCCAUGAUCAUCGGCAGCAGCCUGCAAUCGGACUUGAAGUGCGUGUGGCCACCUGGAAAGCUCGAUUGCCCCAAGGAGGCUGCACAGGCAGACGGUCCCGAAGAUCCUGAAGACAAGUUCAAGAUCUACGAGGAUGACCUGGGGAAGAUCUGUGCCAAACGGACGGAUGCGGCCUCGCCCUGGGGAGUUCACUUGGUGGUCUCCUGCACGAAGGUUGGCCAUUGGGAGACGCCAACACACAAGGGCUCGUCGCGAUUCGUUGGCAUGGUGGAGGUUGUGGUUGGCAGCAGCAUGCAUUCCUCAACCAAGUGUGUGGAUGAUCCGGGUGAUAUCUACUGCGAUGAUGAGGCUUCCCAGAGAGGGAGGCCGGGUGAAUUUCCGGACACGUUCCACAUCUACCACGAGAACGGAAAGAUAUGCGCUCAUAGGACGGACCACAAUGAUCCUUGGGGUAUGCACCUGGUCCUACACUGCUUCCACAAGGAGAUGCCGAAGCCCAAGCCGGAGGAACCAUUCGAUUGCUAUGCCGACCUGCCAAAUGCCUGGGAGUCCGCCAAGGUCCAGUACUGCUGUGCUAACAAGAAGCUGGGCUGCGACAUGUUGCCGGACGACACGGACUGUCACGGUUCCGAGACUGACUGGGAGACUUGCCCAAGUCCGGAGGAGUGUGACACGUGCGAGCCUGUCGAUUGCGUGUUCGCAGAGUGGACCUCCUGGAAGGUCUCUCCCGGUCAGGAGUGCAGCGGAUUGCGCUACCGUCGUCGGGCCUUUGCCCGUCAGAACAACCAUUGCGGCAAGCCGUGCCACGGCAUGACAGUCGACUCCCAGGCAUACAUGCCGCCGGAGUGCAAAGGAGACGUGACCGUCGAUUGCAAAUUCUCGGACUGGACACUCUGGGUAGGAGACUGCACAGACCCGACUGGGCAGCAAAAGCGAUCGCGGGAGUUGCUCCACGAUGCCAACAGCCUGCGUCGGCGCCAGUGUGACGGCGCACUAAACCAGACGAAGGCGUGCAACGCGAAAGCAGUAGACUGCAAGUUCACCGAAUGGCACGAGUGGUCCGAGUGCAGCGCCAAAUGUGGCGUAGGAAGAAGGCAGCGCAUGCGAGACAUCGACGAGGAGAGUUUCGGCGGACUGCCUUGCGACGUCGGUAUCACUCUUUACACCGAGGAGUGCGAGAUCGAGCCAUGCGGCGAUCGGAACUGCGAACUGAGCUUCUGGACGGAAUGGUCCGGGUGCGUUGGUGCUGACAGGCAACAGUACCGAAGUCGGCGGAUCCUGGAGGCACCCCGUGGAGAGGGACAGGCCUGCGACCCGGAGCUGCUCCAGACGCAGGGCUGCCCACCCGUGCUGGAGCGGCCCUUGGCGUACCUGCUGAGUGACUGGGGUGCUUGGCAGCCUUGCACGAGGAGCUGUGGUGGGGGCCAGACGUUCCGACAGCGUGCAGCUUUGGGGCUUGCACGCUUUGACGCCGAGGAGAAGGCCAACUAUCCUCUGAAGGAGACGAAAGAUUGCAACUCCGAUCGAUGCGCCGACCAGUACUCCAACGAGGACUGCUUACUCUCUGACUGGGAAGAGUGGUCUGACUGCUCCACGAAUUGUGGCGAUGGCUCCAAGACCCGACACCGCAAAAUCUUGCGACUCGCAGGCCCUGGCGGAAAGGGCUGUGAAGCAACGAUGAUGGAGUCAGACAUCUGCAAUGAGGGCGACUGCGUGAAGCAGGACUGCCAGUGGGGCGACUGGGCCGCCUGGUCUGCCUGCCCUUGCUCCUGUGGCGGUGGCAUCGCCACCAGGCAUCGGUACGUGUUCGUGGCCCCACGCAACGGAGGCCUGGAGUGUGAUCCGAGGGAAAAGGAGGAGGUGGAGGCGUGCAACACGCAGCCGUGCCAGUCAGAAUGUCGGGACGGCACGUGGGGAGAGUGGAUGGAGUGGACAUCCUGCUCAGCGACAUGCUCUGGCAGCUACAAAUCCCGGCGCAGAGACGUUCUCAUUCCUCCCAACCACUGCGGCCAGCCUCCCACUGGGCUGCAGGAGGAGUUCGAAGCGUGCGAGCACCUGCCAGAGUGCCCCGAUGCAGCUGCUGUUCUGGAUUGUGCAGUCUCCGACUGGGGAUUGUGGUCUGACUGCAGCUGCAGCUGUGAUGGCGUGCGGGAGCGGAAUCGCUUUGUGUCGGUCUUCGCAAAGAACGGAGGAAAGCCGUGCCAGGAGGAGCUACGAGAAAUCGAGGCUUGCAAUCCAACGGUAGACGAGGAGGAGCCUUCGGACUGUCCCGGCAAGAAGGUUGUCGAGCCAGUGGACUGUGUCCUGGCAGAGUGGAGAGACUGGACUCCCUGCUCUGUAACAUGUGGAGGUGGACAGCAUUCGCGCCACAGGAGCAUCUUUGUGAAGCCCAAAGGUGGGGGCGAAACCUGCAGAGGUGCGCUCGAGGUUACAGAGCCCUGCUACAUGCCACAGUGCUUUGGCCGCGACUAUGCGGACUGCCAGCUUGGAUCCUGGACUGAGUGGAGUGAUUGCUCUGGGUGCAGAGGGCAAAAGCGCCGUCAUCGGUCCAUCAUGAAGCUGCCAGAUACUUUUGGUCGGCAGUGUGCAGCAGCCAAGUUAAAGGAAACGACGGCCUGUUCGCAAGAUGGCUGCUAUCAGAAGCCAUCCUACUGUGCUUGGACACAGUGGACUGGUGCAACAUCCUGCUUCGGCUAUGGGUCAAGCACGGCCAUGCGGAGUCGCGUCCUGACAGUGACAGAAGAUGAGCCGCUGGAAGGCGUAUUCUUCAACAUGCUAGGGGCGGACUCCAGUGCUUGCUCCAACAUCGCCCAGGUCAACGUGACUUGGUGCCCCGGGCGGAACUUAGACUGCUCCCCGGAGGACUGCAUCUUCGGCGCCUGGACCGAUUGGUCGCAGGCCACGCACUUCAUGUGCGAACGUCAUCGCCAAGUUGCCAGGAGGAACAACGAGUGUGGAGAGGCCUGCGUAGGAGCUCUUGAGGAGACCAAGGUCUGCGAAACCGAGGAGGUGCCCCGAGAUUGCCUCUUAGGAGACUGGCAGGAAUGGAGCUUCUGUGACACCGCCGACCCAACUGGCCAGAAGUAUCGGUUCCGCAAGAUCCUGCACGACCAGAAAUAUGGGGGUCUACCCUGUCGUGGAAGCCUGCACCAGACGAAGCCAUGCUCGAACAAGCAGGAGCCUGUCGACUGCGAGCUGAGCUCCUGGACGGAGUGGGGUUCCUGCAGCGAGUCCUGUGGCCGAGGCUGGCACACGCGAGAGCGCAGCGUGAUUGCGGUCCCGAUGGCUGGCGGGGAGCGCUGUGCCGACGACCUGGUGGAGAUGCAGCCGUGCUCAACUUAUUGUGAACAUGCCGUGCCCGUGGACUGCGAACUCACCGAUUGGUCUGCUUGGGGACACUGCGACGAGGAGGGGCAACGCUACAGGCAACGACAUGUUUUGACCUCUGCCGAGCAUGGGGGCGAAGGUUGCGACGGUAACCUCUUGGAGGCAGAGUCAUGCGACUUGUCCAAGAUCGACUGCGAGGUCUCUGAUUGGGUCGAGUGGAGCGAUUGUGACCGCAGCUGUGGUACAGGUCAGCUGAAGAGGCAGAGACAGAUCAUACAGUUUCCCCGCAAUGGUGGUGAGCUUUGCCCCAGCCAGAUGAUCCAGACCACCGGCUGCAACUUGGGCUACUGUCCCACGAAGAACUGCGAGGAGUCUCAGUGGUCUGAGUGGGGCGGCUGCUCCGUCUCUUGUGGUGUCGGAGAGGAGAAGAGGGAGCGGACGGUUCUACAACUCCGAUCCUCUGGAGGAGAAGGCUGCGACAGUGCCGUGUCAGAAAGCAGACCUUGUCACCAGGGGAUUCCUUGCAGCGUCCGGCCCUGCAAGAUGUCUGACUGGAGCUCAUGGGGCGAGUGCAGUGUCACCUGUGGAUCGGGACAGCGCGGUCGAACUCGGAACGUCACGCCGCCCGAGAACGGUGGAGAGUACUGCGAGCCUGCCUCCCUGUCGGAGCUGGAGGGCUGUAAGGAGCGAUCCUGCGUCAAGCAAGUCUGUGUUGAUGGAGAGUGGGGCGAUUGGGAGGAGUGGUCCCCGUGCGAUGUCUCCUGUGGAGGCGGCACCACCUUCCGAAGACGCCACAUGGCCGUGGCCGCCAACGAGUGCGGAAAGCCGGCGGAGGGCCUGAGCAGAGAGGAGGCUUUCUGCAAUGUGGACCAUUGUCAUGCGGCGCGAGAUUGUGUUCUCUCCGAGUGGUCCGAUUGGACUACAUGCUCAGCAACUUGUAACGGCAAUCAGAAGCGGGAGCGAUCCAUCAUUCAGCACGGCAGAUCUGGUGGAGUGCUCUGUGAUGGCGAUAUCCAUGAGACACAGCCUUGCAACCCUGGCCUCUUUGAUCCCUACCCCGACGGAUGUGGGCAGGAGGAGACAAAGGACUGCGAGAUGGGCAAUUGGACCGAAUGGUCCGAGUGCAGUGCUACCUGUGAUGGUGGCGCCAAGGUCAAGAGGAGGGCGAUCGUUCAGCACCGCGCCAACGGCGGAAGACCUUGCACAGGCUCCCUCACCAAGAUCGAGGGCUGCGCGGAGGACCAGUGCGAGGGCGGCGACCCGGUAGCCUGCGAGUUUGGCGACUGGAGGGACUGGAGUGCCUGUGACCAGUGUGACGGAGAGCGCAAGCGGAAGCGCAACAUCAAGCAGUAUGCCUUGAAUGGCGGCAGCAAUUGCGAUGCUUUCGCAGGGGAGGAGGUGGACAAGUGUCCUCGGUCCUGUGUACCUGGGUUUUGCACUUGGAGCACUUGGGGAAGUUGGGGCUCCUGCCAUGGCUGUGGCCGAAGCGCCCGCCGGGAGCGAACGCGAGAGCUGAGGGCUACGGAGAACGCGGCCAUGCGACAGCCUCCCCUCAGCGAGACCCGAGUCGAAAGACUUACCCUCCACCACAGUGAGGUCACAGCUGCGCAAGACGGCUACACCGCAUUAGUGGCGGAGGUUGGCGCCUUGCGGAGCGCCCGAGACCACAAACUGACGCUGGCAUUCGGGCUUGGCCUCGUGACGGUACCUUUGGGUUUCGCUUUCCUUCGACUGCUGCCUCUUCGACUUCGUGCCAGAAGAAGUGGAUACUCGUCCUUGCUGCCAGCGGGAGCCGAAUGA